AUCCCUGUAAAACUCAAUAGAAGAUCAAAAUCUUUUGAAAGUAUUACGCUAUUCUAUUUCUCUCGCGGUUGUAUCAUUAAAAAUAGGACUUUCUUAUGGAUAGGCAAGCUUAUUCUUGGCGCCAGUUACCAUAUCCGGGCGAUCAAAGCGACACCCAAUGGGUAGAGCCAUGCAUGAUCGUCUUGUGUCAGGAUGGGAAUAUCGACGAAGCAAUCGUUCCGCUUUUGCAAACUUUGUACGAGCCUAUUGGCAGGAAUCUGAUUGGGGCUGUGUUUGUGCACGAGACGAUGCGGGAAGAGCUGAUCGAGAAGGUGCGUGAUCGGAUGACUGUGAUGCAUCGUCAGGUGAAGAGCCAUGAUUUCUAUUCCAAGGCGCUGCUUCGUGCCGAGUGCCUGGGCGCCGAGCUGAUUGCCAUGAUGAAGCCUGAUGACAUUGGCUUCAAGUACAGCAUGGUCGAGGGUUCACCGCUUGUCGUAUGCGACUUCAAUCAAAGCUAUUUCAGCGUUAAUCAUCCCAGCACUGUGGUUACCCUGCAUACAUUCCGCCACACCCAGGAACUGAUCGAGUUGGCUGCCAAGGAGAAACUGUCAUUUGACAGCGCUUCUAUCUGGUGCCCGAAAACGGCAACUGCCUACGAGAUGGCCCUGAUUCUUUCUGUACCAGUUAUUCACAUCAACUGCGCAAGAGUCAGCUUGUUGCCCAUUGCCGAGAAGUACAAGGACCAGGAAGCUCAUUCAAUGCUCAUGGGCGGAUAUCAUUUUGAGGUGGUAAUACAGAAGAAUCGCGGCAAGAUCAUUGUCUUUCCGGCACCAGUUCAAUUGUUCUCCAAGUCCCAGAACCUCGCAAAAGCUUAGUAGUCCAACCAAUCAA
Drosophila navojoa is the source of this 870-nucleotide messenger RNA. RefSeq lists its product as uncharacterized. The record is from RefSeq and is a predicted model, not a curated record. Lineage: Eukaryota; Metazoa; Arthropoda; Insecta; Diptera; Drosophilidae.